Tarenaya hassleriana is the source of this 1166-nucleotide messenger RNA. RefSeq names its product glycine-rich RNA-binding protein 3, mitochondrial-like. The record is from RefSeq and is a predicted model, not a curated record. The transcript is spliced from 6 exons. Lineage: Eukaryota; Viridiplantae; Streptophyta; Magnoliopsida; Brassicales; Cleomaceae. Bases 160 to 969 code for a protein of 269 amino acids. Gene Ontology annotation, molecular function: RNA binding.
UUCGACGUUCAUUUCGUUCUCGUAAACCCUAGAAAUCGGUUUAUAUUUCUACGAAUUUUCUGCUUCUCUGCUUCUUCUUCUCGCAGAUGAACUAAUUUUGCCGCCCUUUUCGGAUUUUGAUUGCUCUUGGUCGAGUGAGAAAGUGACGUCGUGGAAUCGAUGAAAGGUUGCGGGAUGCAAAGUUUGUCUCUAGGUGUUGUUUCUACAGAAGUUCUGGUCUUUUGGAUUUUGAAAUCAGGUUAUAGAAAAUCAGCAAUGGCUUUCUUCAGUAAAUUCGGAAACAUACUGAAGCAGACAGCGAGCAAGCAGCUGAAUGGCCAAAGCUCUUUACCAAGCCCAUCGAUUUUCCAAGUGAUAAGGUGCAUGUCAUCUUCAAAGCUCUUUGUAGGAGGUAUCUCCUAUAACACAGAUGACCAAAGCUUGAGAGAAGCCUUCAGUAGACAUGGUGAAGUCCUCGAAGCUAAGGUUAUUGUUGACCGUGAAACGGGUAGGUCAAGGGGCUUUGGUUUUGUCACUUACACUUCUUCUGAGGAAGCCUCUAGCGCUAUCCAGGCAUUGGAUGGAAAGGAUCUCCAUGGUAGGUAUAUUAGAGUGAACUAUGCAAACGAUAGAUCAGGUGGUGUCCGUAGUUCUGGGUUUGGUGGAAACUAUGGCCCCCCUGGUGGUGGUGGCUAUGGAGGCGGUGCUGGUGGCUAUGGAGCCAGUAGCGGUAGUGGUGGUUAUGGUGGUGGUAGUAGGGGUGAUGGUUACAUCCAAGGUGGAACCGGUGGAGGGUAUGAAGGUGGCAGCUCUCAAGUCGGUGGUGACUUUGGAGGCAACAACCAGUUUGACGUCAGCGGUGGAGAUUUCAGUGGCAAUAACCACUUUGAUUCCAGUGGUGGAUUAAGGAGCGAGGGUCAAUUUGGAAACAACAACAACAAUCAUGUGAAUAUGGGUGAUGAACCAGUGGAAGGACGGAGAGAUGGAUGAUAGCGAUGUUGCCAAAAGAGCAUGAAGAUUCAGAACAUGGACGAUGAACCAAUCAAAUUUGUUAUGUUUUUUUUUAAUGUUAACUCAUGUACUCUUCCUGUUUAUAUCUUUAUAUUUGUUGUGCUUGUGACAGUGCCACCAUAUACCUGUCUGAAAACAAUAGUGUUUGCGCAAUUGGAGAAAGAAUUGUAGCUAAA